AUGAAAGCAAUACUGCAGCGAGUCCUAUCGAGCUCCGUCACCGUGAAUGGUCAGACUGUCUCGACCAUCGGUAAAGGAAUUCUGGUCUUUGCUGCGAUUGGCCCCCAUGACACAAAGAAGGACGUCGAAACCAUGGCGUCCAAAGUUGUAAAGAUGAGAUUGUGGCCGGACGAGAAUGACUUCAACUGGAAAAAGAGCGUCCAGGAUAUCGAGGGAGAGAUCUUGUGUGUGUCGCAAUUCACGCUCAUGGCCAACACGAGGAAGGGUACCAAGCCCGAUUUUCAUGAGGCUGCUAAGCCAGAAAUUGCCAAAGAACUGUAUGACUAUUUCGUGAGUCGCGUUCGUGACCAGCACGGCUCGGAUAGAGUCAAAGAUGGUGUCUUCCAAGCCAUGAUGCAAGUUAGCCUUGUCAAUGACGGCCCAGUCACCAUCGAGAUUGAUACAAGUCUACCGAAGAAGGAUUCCGCGACCAACACCAAGACCAGUACUGGAGCGUCGACGCCGGUGCAACAGGAAACUGGCACGAAUGGUUGA
Messenger RNA from Fonsecaea erecta, 534 nucleotides. RefSeq names its product D-tyrosyl-tRNA(Tyr) deacylase. Lineage: Eukaryota; Fungi; Ascomycota; Eurotiomycetes; Chaetothyriales; Herpotrichiellaceae. Gene Ontology annotation, biological process: tRNA metabolic process. Gene Ontology annotation, molecular function: D-tyrosyl-tRNA(Tyr) deacylase activity. Gene Ontology annotation, cellular component: cytoplasm. The record is from RefSeq and is a predicted model, not a curated record. The transcript has 2 exons. Bases 1 to 534 code for a protein of 177 amino acids.